Messenger RNA from Pseudophryne corroboree (corroboree frog), 2202 nucleotides. It is a transcript of the gene DNAJC2, whose product is annotated as DnaJ heat shock protein family (Hsp40) member C2. The record is from RefSeq and is a predicted model, not a curated record. Lineage: Eukaryota; Metazoa; Chordata; Amphibia; Anura; Myobatrachidae. Gene Ontology annotation, biological process: 'de novo' cotranslational protein folding; regulation of translational fidelity. The coding region runs from base 236 to 2098 and encodes 620 amino acids. Gene Ontology annotation, cellular component: cytosol. Gene Ontology annotation, molecular function: Hsp70 protein binding; ribosome binding. The transcript is spliced from 17 exons.
AGUACCAGUACCAGUACCAGUACCAGUAGUAUUGCUCUCAGCACACCAGAGUAAACGAGGGCGGACUCAGGAGGGAGGCGAUGCCGGCCGGACAGCAUUGUGUGUAACACCUGGCGCCGGCGGUGACCUGGAAGUGCUCGUGUUUCUUUCCUCCAUGCGGCUCUGUGGUGGGUGAGUGCCGGCCGGGAGGAGAAGCAGCUCAGUCCCCGCUGACCGGCGUCCUCAGCUCGCCAUCAUGCUGCUAGAAGCGCAGCCCGAACACAUCACCGUGGUCACCAAAUCCUUGUGUUCAGCUGCGUUGCUGUGUCAGGUUGAACCAGUGGGACGAUGGUUUGAAGCAUUCAUUAAGCGCAGGAAUAGGAAUGUGUCUGCCUCAUUCCAGGAGCUGGAGGAUGAGAAGGAAACCUCAGAAGAGUCUGAGGAUGAAGAAUUUCAGCUGGAAGAAUUUACCCUGUUGAAAACACUUGAUCCUAAGGAUUGGAAGAACCAGGAUCAUUAUGCAGUGCUUGGACUGAAGAAUAUAAGGUACAAGGCCACACAGAAACAGAUCAAAGCAGCCCAUAAGGCAAUGGUGCUGAAACACCAUCCAGACAAGAGAAAGGCAGCAGGAGAGCAGAUUGUUGAAGGCGAUAAUGACUAUUUCACGUGUAUUACUAAAGCUUAUGAAAUGUUAUCUGACCCUGUUAAAAGGAGAGCAUUCAACAGUAUUGAUCCCAUCUUUGACAAUUCUGUACCGUCUAAGAGUGAAGCAAAAGACAACUUCUUUGAAGUAUUUUCUCCCGUGUUUGAGAGAAACAGCAGGUGGUCAAACCAGAAAAAUGUUCCAAAACUUGGUACCAUGAACACCUCUAUUGAAGACGUAGAUGCAUUUUAUUCUUUCUGGUACAAUUUUGAUUCAUGGAGAGAAUUUUCUUAUUUGGAUGAAGAAGAAAAAGAGAAAGCUGAAUGCCGUGAUGAAAGGAGGUGGAUUGAAAAACAGAACAGAGCUGCGCGAGCACAAAGGAAAAAAGAAGAGAUGAAUAGGAUAAGAACAUUAGUUGACAAUGCAUAUAGCAGUGACCCUAGAAUAAAGAAAUUCAAAGAGGAAGAGAAAGCGAGGAAAGAAGCAGAAAAGAAAGCCAAAGUGGACGCUAGGAGAAAAGAACAGGAGGAGAAAGAAAAGCUAAGGCAAGCUGAACUAGAGGUUGUUCGAUUAGCAAAAGAGAAGGAAGAGGAAGAGGCUCGUCAGCAAGCCCUGCUUUUGAAGAAGGAAAAGGAAAUACAGAAGAAAGCUAUAAAGAAGGAACGUCAGCGGCUGCGCACUUCAUGCAAGAAUUCUAAUUACUUCUCUGAUAAUGAAGCAGAAAGUGUGAAAAUGAUGGAAGAAGUAGAAAAACUGUGUGAUCGCCUUGAACUAACUAGUUUACAGUCUCUCAAUGAGAUCCUUUCUGGAAGCUCUAAAGAAGAAGCUAAAACUGUUGUUGAAAAACAGAUUGCAGAGGUGAAUGCCCAGCUGAAAAGAGAGAAGGAGCAGGAAGAGGCUCGAAUGAGGCAGUCCACGAAAGGUGCAGAGCAGUCUGCAUUUGGAGGUGGAGGUAGCAGCAAAUCUUGGUCAGAAGACGACUUGCAGCUACUUAUUAAAGCUGUGAACUUGUUUCCUGCUGGAACUAAUGCAAGGUGGGAAGUUAUUGCCAAUUAUAUGAAUUUGCACUCCAUUUCUGGAAUAAAAAGGACCGCAAAGGAUGUAAUAAAUAAAGCAAAGUCCCUACAAAAGCUAGAUCCUCAGCAAAAAGAUGAUAUCAACAAGAAAGCUUUUGACAAGUUCAAGAAGGAGCAUAAAGUUGUACCUCAGUCUGUGGAUAAUGCAUUGCCUUCGGAGCGUUUUGAAGGUCCUGGUGCAGAUUCCACUCCCUGGACCACCGAAGAACAAAAACUUCUAGAGCAAGCGCUGAAAACCUAUCCUGUAAAUACUCCUGAACGAUGGGAAAAGAUUGCAGAAGCUGUUCCUGGCAGGUCCAAGAAGGAUUGUAUGAAAAGAUACAAGGAACUUGUAGAAAUGGUGAAGGCCAAAAAAGCAGCUCAAGAACAUGUAGUGAAUGCCACCAAGGCCAAGAAAUGAGACUCCGUUUGUUUGUGUUAUGUUUUAUAAUAAAAAAAAUAAGCAAAAUACUGCACAGGUAUUUGGUUGGAUAAAUUAUAUUAAACACUGUUUUUCUUAAUCUA